AUGUGUUAUUUACAAGGAAUAACGAUUGUCAAGAAGCCAUAUAGCCAAUAUGAUGUCCAAGAGGGYAGCAUUUUCCCUCUGCCAUGCAAGGCCGAUUCACCGGAUGGGGACCCUAUUUCAUAUAAAUGGUUAUUCAAUGAUGCACUCUUAACCAUUUUCCCUCUGCCAUGCAAGGCCGAUUCACCGGAUGGGGACCCUAUUUCAUAUAAAUGGUUAUUCAAUGAUGCACUCUUAACGUACGAUAGUYACAGGGAAUGGMAAGCAUACGMUCAUGAGCUACAGCUUCGAAAUCUAAAAACAAUACACUCUGGUAAUUAUACAUGUGUAGCGUACACCACUGGAGAAAGGAUAUCGGAAGCUUCAGUAAGCACAAACGUCAAUAUAAAGGAAAAACUAAAGAUUGUCAAUAGGCCGGUUAAUACAACUCUAAAGGUCGUCGAAGGUUCCUCCUUGAGUCUGCCAUGCAAGGCCAAUUAUCCAGACGACGACGGCAAAGUUAAGUACAGUUGGUCCUUCAAUUGGGAAGAAAUAGAUUAUGACAAUCACAUUGAAUGGCGGGCAAGCGAUUAUAAGCUAUUGAUUAAAUCUGCACAAGUAAAAGAUUCUGGCAUCUAUUCAUGUUAUGUCACAGCCUAUAGCUUGGGUUUCGGCGCGGUUUAUAUUGACAUUGACAUCACGAUAUAUGAGGGAAUAACGAUUGUCAAGAAGCCAUAUAGCCAAUAUAAUGUCCAAGAGGAUAGCAUUUUCCCUCUGCCAUGCAAAGCCGAUUCACCGGAUGGGGACCCUAUUUCAUAUAAAUGGUUACUCAAUGAUGCACUAUUAACGUACGAUAGUCACAGGGAAUGGAAAGAACACAUCCAUGAGCUACAGCUUCGAAAUCUAAAAACGAUACACUCUGGUAAUUAUACAUGUGUGGCGUACACCACUGGAGAAAGGGUAUCGGAAGAUUCAGUAAGCACAAACAUCAAUAUAAAGGAAAAACUAAAGAUUGUCAAUAGGCCGGUAAAUGCAACUCUAAAAGUCAUCGAAGGUUCCUCCUUGAGUCUGCCAUGCAAGGCCAAUUAUCCAGACGACGACGGCAAAGUUCAGUACAGUUGGUACUUGAAUUGGGUAGACAUAAAUUAUGACAAUCACACUGAAUGGCGGGCAAGCGAUUAUGAGCUAUUAAUUAAAUCUACACAAGUAAAAGAUUCUGGCAUCUAUACUUGCAAUGUCUCAGCUAUAAGCUUGGGUUUGGGCACGGUUUCAAUGGACAUUGACAUCACGAUAUAUGAAAAACUAAAGUUUGUUAAUUGGCCUGUGAAAAGCUCUGUAAGCGCCAAAGAAGGUGCCUCCUUGAGCCUGCCAUGCGAGGCCAAUUAUCCAGACGAUGAAAACAAAGCUCAGUACAGUUGGUCCUUGAAUUGGUCACCCUUAAAUUAUGACAAUAACAUUGAAUGGCGGGCAAGCGAUUAUGAGCUAUUAAUUAAAUCUGCACAAGUAAAAGAUUCUGGCAUCUAUACUUGCAAUGUCUCAGCUAUAAGCUUGGGAUUGGGAUGGGUUUCAAUGGACAUAAAUAUCACGAUACAUGCGGAAAGAUUUUCCUUUACAGCAUGGGGCGCAUGGAGCGAAUGUAUAUCCAAUUCUGGAUCUAACAUAGGCAACCGGACUCGUUUUCGCACCUGUGUUACGUCAUCAGAAAUAGAGGCACCCGGUAGAUGCAGCGGCAAUUCAAAACAGGUUGAGGACUGCGACAUCGAAUUUUCYACUCCUAUAAUUCCUUUAAGCGCACCCGCUAAUAGGAGCAAAGAAGAAGCCAUGGUUGGAGUGAGAGAAACAACAGUUUCAACACCUACGAAAUCUAAAUUUUUGAAUACUUUCUAUGGGAAACUGGCUUUAGGAAGUUCAGUGGUAAUAGUGGUCGUGAUAUUAGGCGGUGCUGUCUUUGUUCUCAUGACUGCUCGUUUAAGGGGUAUCGCGGCUCUUGACCUGAUAGUGGAAAUGGCCUAUUCUAAUUGGAUAAACCGUCAUCUUGUCGUAACCUGAUGAUUUCGCCACUGCUGUGUUGCGCGUAUACUAGGAAUGUCUCAUUUGUUUAAACUUAUUUUUUCUCUUUGACUUGUUUACAGAUGGCAACACCACCUAAACUCUACGAGCAACAAAGUUGUCCCUAUUAAAUAUUUAUCCAUGUAACUCGCACAAAUCUUAACCUGAUAUUUACAUACCCCAAUGUGUUUACUCAGAAUCUCCUGGUCUCUCAGUAGAGAAUGGGACAUAUCUGUCAUCGAGGAAGAUGGACAAAUCCCAUAGUCCUAAUUCCAGGCUCGAUAACCAAUUGACCUCGUUCAUAGUCUUUAUUUCAAAAUUUGGAGUUUUUGGCUGUGGCAUUUGAUAAGCCUUUCUGCAGGCAUGCUUCGCGAUGCUUUGCGUGGAUGUUUGAGUGGACGCUUUAAGACAUGGCGAUUUGUGGCCAUCUGUUUAUUGAUGUAUUUAUUUAUUAUGCUUCCAACAAACUGUUGAAGAGAACUAGAGAGGUAAUACCACCUAUAGGAUAGUCUCCCAAUGAAAUUACAAAAUAUAUAGAGUGCAAGCCAUAUAUCCGUGAAAUAGUACUAACUAUUUAGUACAAAAUUGCACCAAUGAAACAAUAGACCCUUUUCGAGUUCCAAAUUAC
Actinia tenebrosa (Australian red waratah sea anemone) is the source of this 2653-nucleotide messenger RNA. Its product is annotated as contactin-1. The record is from RefSeq and is a predicted model, not a curated record. NCBI's taxonomy places the organism in Eukaryota, Metazoa, Cnidaria, Anthozoa, Actiniaria, Actiniidae.